Molecule: messenger RNA, 1695 nt
Organism: Helobdella robusta
Lineage: Eukaryota; Metazoa; Annelida; Clitellata; Rhynchobdellida; Glossiphoniidae
Exons: 1
Coding region: 1-1695 (564 amino acids)
Biological process (GO): sodium ion transmembrane transport
Cellular component (GO): membrane
Molecular function (GO): ligand-gated sodium channel activity
Source: RefSeq, a predicted model, not a curated record
AUGGUUGACUGGCUUAAAAUAGCUGAAGAAGUGAAGUUGUUCUGCGAAACAGUUACAAUCAGAGGAGUGGCAAGAAUCGUGAAAUCGAAAAGAAUUGUUGUGGCCGUACUGUGGCUGGUUGCGGUCAUCACAUGCUCCAGUUUCCUUAUAUGGCAGUUGUGUCUCUUGUUCGUGAAAUACUUCACGUUUCCAAUCACGACGACGAUCACAGAGCAAGAUGUUGAUCCAGUCUUUCCCACUGUGACCAUCUGCAAUUUAAAUCCAAUUCUAAUGGUUAAGAAAGAGUACACAGAUCUGCUAUCAUGGUCCCAACAUUUGAAAAACGUCGAGCACGCAUUGAACAACACCAACUACGAUGCUUUGGCUCAAUAUUAUCCAAAUAUUCCCAAAAAAGACGCGCAGAAUCUAGUGAGAGACCUCGAGUCGCCGGGCGGUUAUUUUGCAAAUUUUCAAGUUUUCAACCAAAAAAAUGACACCGACGUUAGCAAGGAUUUGAUUGUCGACUCAAGUCUCGUUGGGUGGGACUGGGUGAGAUCCAAUGCGAGUGUGGAUAUUUUGGAUCAGUGGGAUUCCAACUAUUACAACUGUUUCAAAACAGAAAUCAAAAGCCAAAACAGAGGAAAUAUAAGAUCGAUGAGUUUGAUUCUCUACAUCAACAACUUCCCUACUGCUCUACUCCCAGGCCAGUAUCAGCUGGGCAGCUUAACAUCCAAAGCCACUGGUGUCAGGAUCACAAUUCACCUUCCAGGCACGAGAGGUGAAAUGAAGAACGGUUUGAACCUCAGUCCGGGAACUGAAAGCACCCUUUACAUACAGAUGGUCAACAGAAGCAGACUGCACUAUCCAUACAGUGCAGAUGAUUGCACCGACGAUUUCAACUUCACGCCCAAUAUUAGCGGAUACUUUUAUAGCAGAGAAGAUUGUACAGACUAUUGCAUUCAACAAAAAGUCGUCGAUGUCUGCAAAUGUUUGUCGUUAGAACAUCUCUCUUCAAAAUCUCAGCAACAAAAAGCCAGUUAUACUUUUUGUGGAAACAUGUCGAAUAUCGGCGGCAGUGACAAAAGCCUGGCCAGCUUCAACGGGCCAAAAAAUUCUGCAAAUUAUUACUCAAACACUAGUAAAGUUUUACCAGAAUUUGUGAAAAUGUUGGCAUGUCAGAAAUCAAUUUUAAUGAACGAAUCCAAUUCCUGUCUGAACGCAUGCAAGGUACCCUGCAAAGAAGUUUAUUACGAUUACCGCAGCCUCUAUGCCGAUUGGCCCGACGUCACUCAGCACCUGUCCGUCUACAGAAGCUACGUAAGAAACACUACUUCGAGAAUGGUCAACGCGAGUCUCUUCGAAGCAUACGACGAAUUGGACAGCCAGGUUGUAAAAGGAAGCAUGGAUGAGAAACACGCCAUCGACAAGUUGAAGCAACUGGACUUGAUCAAAAAUAACUUUCUGCAGAUAAACAUCGUCUUCGAAUCCGACAAGCCAUACAUCGUGAAGGACGAGGCGACGAUGACCUCGAUCACCAUGCUGUCCUCGGUUGGGGGCAGUCUGAGUUUAUGGCUGGGCAUAACGAUUAUGACGCUGGCUGAAGUGGCCGAGUUCAUUUUUAAUUUGAUCGUUUUGUCUGUCGGCAGGAAAAAAGAGAUUCAACCGAAAAGAGCUGCAACGGUAAUUAAAAGCAUGCCGCCUGAUGACAAAUUUUGA